Messenger RNA from Coregonus clupeaformis (lake whitefish), 7644 nucleotides. RefSeq names its product mitogen-activated protein kinase kinase kinase 10-like. The record is from RefSeq and is a predicted model, not a curated record. Bases 2039 to 5359 code for a protein of 1106 amino acids. The transcript is spliced from 11 exons. Gene Ontology annotation, molecular function: protein binding; JUN kinase kinase kinase activity; ATP binding. NCBI's taxonomy places the organism in Eukaryota, Metazoa, Chordata, Actinopteri, Salmoniformes, Salmonidae. Gene Ontology annotation, biological process: positive regulation of apoptotic process; protein phosphorylation.
GGAUACAAAGUCAGCCUAGAGACUGACAGCUCCGUCUAGAAAUUGUACGUCUUUUGGAGAAAAAAAGCUAUUUGAUUGUGAAGGACAACUGGCCAACCGACUGACCCAGAUGAGUAAGGACUCCAAGACUAUUCAUUUUGUGGAAUUGGAUUAUGGAAUCUGAUGGUGGAUAUUUGGAUGUGAUCACACGCCCAUGCGACAGUGUCAAUGGAUGUUGUGAUGCACAGUUGCCAGGCUUUUUUUUUCCGUAAAUGUUUGAAUAUUUAAUAUUUGGUUUAUUUGAACCAGAAGACAAGACGCCAUAUACACAUGAAGAUUGGAUUCUAAUGACAUUUUGCGCUAAAAUGGAGGAUUAGGCUUUUAUUAGGCCUGUUACAUUAUUAUUAUUAUUAUUAUUAUUAUUAUUAUUAUUAUUAUUGGUAUUGUUAAUGCCUCGAGGAUGGUGCAAUGGUCCAUCAUAGCCAAAGAAAACACGUUACCGUAGAGGAUUAAUCGCCUUAUUUGUAUCACGUCAACUCGGAUCAGAGAUACACAAAUAUUUGCAACUGGAAUUACAUCGUAAUGCCUUCACAAAACCCAUCAUUUAUUAUUGUUGUAGGCUAUUUCGUUCUCUAGCCUAGCGUGUGAAGGUGUCGAAAAGCACUGAAAUAUAUUCCUUAGAGCCAGCAGGUGCGGGAUCUUUGAUCACAAAUAACUGAAAUGUGCAACAUUGUAUCCAUAUAAGUAGACACGGCUAUUGCUUAUGAUUACAAAUGUAUCAGAUGAUUUGAAUGAGCAUCGUCUUAUAGCAUACAAAAUGAACGUUUGAUAAUAAUGGCUAAAACAGACCGUUCUGUACCAAUGGUGUCUAUGUCUCUGUCGCGAGGACUCGCGCGUUCGUGUAUGCUCACUGUAUCGCGUUUAUUGAAACAUUACAGUUCGCAGAACAUAGGCCGGACAAUAUAACAAGACAAACGAUCAAUCAUUGAUGUGCGCUGACUACAAAGAUGCUAAAUGUACAGUCACUCAAUUGUCUUUGCCUGACUGCUGUCCGCCGUAAUUCCCCAUCUAAAAAUGGACGAGUAGGCUAUUUAAGGACAUUAAACUGGCUUAUACGUUUAUCGAUGUAGGCCUACAUGAUUUAGAAGAGGCAGCAGCAAAGUAGGGAAAUAUUUAAAUCUAUAUUUCAACAAAGUACGAGGUCAAGACAAAUUGCUGUAUUUCAUCGCUGUCAAAAAGCCAAUGACCCUGUAAAAACGAGAUGUCAGACAAGCGAUAUUCUUCUGCGCUGUGCUUGGUUGGAAAUAGCAACGAUCCUUGCGUAGAGGAUGUUAAACUAUACAGAUUAAACUAUUUAGAAUCAGAAUGUUUUGUUACACGUGGUGCAAUUGAUCUAUAACUAGCCUAUUUAGAUGUGUAAAAAUUCAAGGAACUAAAAAUGGUAAGAUACCAUAAUAAACUCAACUUUUGUGGUCCACUCAGACCAUCAAGCUCUUGCUGAAUCUUGAGAGGGAGACAGUAAAUAAAAUCAGUAGUCUAAUAUAAAAUAGCAAUAGAUGCUUUGAGGAUCAUAAGCCCCCCACAGAGAUACCGUAGUUGUAAAAGCAGUGUGGGAUGUUACAGAGACCCGUGUUCAGAACCUGACCAUGUUGUCCUGAGCAGCACAAAGCAAUCCCAUCCAGAAGGACCUAAUCUCACAGUACUAAAGAGGGAACACAUGGUCUACUUUGGGAUUUUCCUAGGCCAGCCUUGACUCUCUGGUAGCUUUCUAGAACAUACAUUGGAGAAUAAUCAGUAGCCUCUCUCAGGGAUAGCCAUGGGUCUGCCCUGAGUGCUUUUUCCCUUUAGAAACACACCCAAGAGUGAACCUGUUGUAGGAAUACAUGUUAAAUACACACUGCAUUAUACAUGGUAAUACAGACUGCUACACACACAUGAUUGGUGACAGGAACUGGAACUACCCCAGUAGAAGGGGACAGUGAUGGGACAGUGGAGCUUUGGCCUGCCUGUCUGUCUCUCCUCUGGUUAAGGAGGCCUGGAUUCGGCUGAUGGGCCCUGCAUGGAUUUUGUGCGUGAGUUGACAGAGGGCAGGCCCACACCGCUGACCAGCAGCCGAGUAGCCAUGGACCCGUAUGCCAGAGCAAGCAGCACAGCAGCCCCCCUGCCCUGCACCAGCUGUGGGGGCUGCUGCGACCCUCCUCCCCCUGGCCUCGUGCUCGCUGGUCCCCUUGGCCCCCCUUAUGGCCCCCCUCUCUCCUCCAUGCCCCCACACAUGACCCCCGCUCCCCCGGUGUGUUCUGCUACAGCUGUCCAGGCUGAGAAUGGCAGCAGCUGGAACUCCUCCUCUGGUUCUCCAGACUCCCACCCCGGCGGCUCUACCACCUCCAACCCCUACUGGAUGGCUGUGUUUGACUACGAGGCCACGGCAGACGAGGAGCUGACUCUGCGGCGCGGGGACCUCCUUGAGGUCCUCUCCAAGGACUCCAAAGUGUCCGGGGACGAGGGCUGGUGGACGGGCAAGAUCCAGGACCAGGUGGGCAUCUUCCCAUGCAACUACGUUACUCGGAGGGACGCCGGCAGCUACCCGCAGCUAACCCCAGGAGGGCUGGUGGCGGGUGGGGUGCCUGAGGGGUGCCCCCUGGAGAUCGACUUCACGGAGCUGGUGCUGGAGGAGGUGAUCGGGGCGGGGGGGUUUGGGAAGGUGUAUAGGGGGAUGUGGAAAGGGGAGGAGGUGGCAGUUAAAGCUGCCAGGCAGGACCCUGACGAGGACAUUAGCGCCACAGCUGAAAGCGUACGACAAGAGGCCAGGCUUUUCUGGAUGCUCAGACACCCCAACAUCAUCAACCUGAUAGGGGUGUGCCUGCGAGAACCCAACCUCUGCCUAGUGAUGGAGUAUGCCCGCGGGGGGGCCCUGAACAGAGCCCUAGCUGGGAAGAAGGUGCCCCCCAGGGUGCUGGUGAACUGGGCCGUGCAGAUCGCCACAGGGAUGGACUACCUGCACAAUCAGACCUUUGUACCGGUUAUACACAGAGACCUCAAGUCUAGCAACAUCUUAAUCCUGGAGCCCAUUGAGAGGGAGGAUCUGGGUGGUAGGACCCUGAAGAUCACCGAUUUUGGCCUGGCACGAGAGUGGCACCAGACCACCAAGAUGAGUGCGGCGGGCACCUACGCCUGGAUGGCCCCCGAGGUCAUCAAACUCUCCCUGUUCUCCAAGAGCAGCGACGUCUGGAGUUUCGGGGUGUUGCUGUGGGAGCUGCUAACAGGAGAGGUUCCGUACCGUGAGAUAGAUGCGCUGGCCGUGGCGUACGGAGUGGCCAUGAACAAACUGACCCUGCCCGUCCCCUCCACCUGCCCCGAGCCCUUCGCACUCCUGCUGGCGGAGUGCUGGAGCCCUAACCCCCACAGUCGCCCGUCCUUCACUUGUAUCCUGAUGCGACUGCUGGCCAUCGAACAGUCGGCUAUGUUUCAGAUGCCCCUGGAGUCCUUCCACUCUCUGCAGGAGGACUGGAGGCUGGAGAUCCAGCAGAUGUUUGACGAGCUCAGGGCCAAGGAGAAGGAGUUGCGUUCCUGGGAGGAGGCGUUGGCUCGUGCGGCCGAGGAGCAGAGGGAACAGGAGGAGCAGCUGAAGAGGAGAGAGCAGGAGCUGGCUGAGAGAGAGAUCGAUAUCGUAGAACGUGAACUCAACAUCAUCAUCCACCAAAUGUACCAGGAGAAGCCCAGGGUCAAGAAGCGCAAGGGCCACUUCAAGAAGAGCAGACUGCUCAAGCUGGGCCGAGACAGCAACAGCAUCAGUCUGCCCUCUGGUUUUGAGCAUAAGAUCACAGUGCAGGCGUCUCCGAGUGUGGAUAAGAGGAAACCCCAGGGCAGUGAGAGCACCACACCUCCAGCCAGCCCAGGGGUCAUACCCCGCCUCAGGGCCAUACGAUUGACACCCAGCGAUGGCAGUAAGACAUGGGGCCGCAGUGCUGUGUGUAAGAAGGAGGACCUGGCAGCUAGCAAAAAGAAGGGACGCACCUGGGGCCCCAGCUCCACCCACCAGAGAGAGAGACUGGGCGGAGAGGACAGGUUGAAGUCCCUUGGCGAUGGAUGCAAGGUGUGGUCCUCUAGUGCACCGAAUCUGGGCAAGUCUCCCAAACACGCCCCCAUGACUGCUGGCUUCUCCAGCCUCAAUGAAAUGGAGGAGCACUGUGAGUUGGAGGUGUCACCCGGGUCUCUGAUGCCCCCAGAGCCCAGCAGUAACGGGUCUGUAGAGGAGGGAGGCCCCUCGUGGAGCGGGUUGGGGCCCGGACUGGGGCCUGCUGGACUGGGGAGCGGGGUGGGUUACCAGGACUCUCUGCGGCGCUGCAGCCAGAGGAAGAAGAGCGACCUGCUGCUGCUGGGCUGUGCCUCCCUCCUGGCCUCUGUAGGCCUGGGGGUGGACCUGCUACAGCUGGGGAGACUACAGGUACAACAGGACGAGCAGGACCUUAGAGAGGAGCAACGCAAGAAGAAGGACAGCAUUUUCCAGCGAACAGGUCGCUUCCGCCGCAGCACCUCUCCUCCGAGCCGCACCCUGUCCCUCUCUCUGUCCCGCCACCAUGAUUCUACUCUCCCCUGCACGGAUCCCUCUCCCUCAGUCACCCUCCUCUCCCUCUCCUCCCUCUCAGACUGCAACUCCACCAAAUCCCUCCUUCCCUCGGACCUUGAGGACUUGGCGUUGACCCCUGGAGUGGGCAUCUCCCUCCCCGUGGCGACCUCCGUCCCCUCCCUUAACCCCCUCCUGGAUCUGAGGGCAGAGAGCUUCAAGAGGGAGCCCAACCAGUCACUCACACCCACCCACGUGUCUGCAACCAUGAACAGGGGGCACAGACGCACCCCCUCUGAUGGGGCGAUACGCCCCCGUGCCCAAACCCUAGGGCACCGCAGGACCCCCUCGGACGGCAGCAUGCCCAUGCCGCCCCCGCCAGGGCCACCCACCCUCCCCCUACAUGCAGGUUACAGGGAGACCCUGGAUAUCCCCCGACUCCCUGACCCCUCCAGCCUCUUCCCAAGGGUCCUCCGCCGCAAGGCCCCUGCUCCGCCUGUCCCUGUCCUGGAGCCCCUGACCAUCAUCAGCCCCUUGGAGAGGCCCAAGACCCUGGAGUUUGCACCCCGGCCUCGGCCCACCCCAGCCAGGGUGCGACCAGACCCCUGGAAACUGGGCUCCCUGUCCAGGACCCUGAGCUCGUCCCCGGGCAGCAGCUGUGACAGUCCCCUGGGCUCUGGGGACAGCAGUGCCAGCACCAGCGCUGCAAGGCCCAACCUCAUGGACAUGGACGUGGAUGGACAGGAUCUGGAUGGCACUGUGCCUCUGUGUGGACAACACCAGGCUGCCCAGCUCUGUGGACAGAACUAUGGCUAAGCCACACUCUGCCACAUUACUGUAUAUGGGCAACACUACUCCUAGUGCACACUUCAAAGACUCCUAGUGUGCACUCUUUAUUCCUGGUACCCAAUCCCUUUGCGAACAGUACUUCUCCUAGUGUCUACUCAGAAGCCCACUUGUGCGGGCUGUGCCUCUCUCCUGGUGGUCACUCCUAAGCCUUGUAGUGUGCCCACUAGUCUCCUAGUGCUCCUAGUACUCACCCAGCAUCCGGGACAGCACUUGUCUUAGUGUCCCUUCCAAAGCCGCCUAGUGUGGGACAACAUUCCUCUAAGUGACCACUCUGCAGCCCCUAGAGUCCAAACCUUUAGUGCCCUAGUGACCAGUGUGCCCUCCUAACCUUCCGCAUAUUACUUGUCCUCUAAAAGGAAGGAACAUGUAAGCCAUUACACUUCCAGACAGACACUUCGAAGUGCUCAUUCCCAUUUACAUUUACUACAGUAGUACUCAUUCUGCUAAACCACUCCAUUGACGCUCUGCCUCUCUCUACACAGGUGUCAUGUCUGUCUCUGCUCACUCCUUCCCCAAAGACUAGGGCUGAAGCUUUGCCAGCCGUAGACAAUUCACACCCCUCAUCAGGGUUGGAAUUAUUCUCUUGGGAGUGCCCUUGACGUGUCCAUGUUUUAUUGUGGGAGUGCCCUGAUUUGUUAUGAGAGCACCUCUGGGUGUCCCCUCAUGUGGGCCCUGGUGCCCCUCCUUCAUAUUUACAUGUAGUCAUGGUAGGUAGAUGCUCAAAACCUGAUGGACUUCCAAAUCAGUGCAUAAGUUGCACUCUUAUUGUGCAUCCCCUUUUAUAGCACUAAUGUCCUCCUCCUUCACCUCCACAUAGCAUAGGGAUGGUCUCUGACCAAAGACUGCAACAGGAACAGGGAAGCCAUUUUAAGCUCCACAGCACAAUUUACAGGACUUUAUUUCCUCAGCUCUGUACAGCAGAUGAGUUUUAUUUUUCUCAAUGCUUGAACCAUUCCAGCCAUAACCUGUUUAGCACAGCCUUUUCUAUUGGUUUGGCGAAUUGUGUGUCUGUAUGUUUUGUCACCGCAUGUUAUUUAGUGUGAAUGAUGUACUGUAGAAGUAGCACAUCCGUUAUAAGAGAGCAGAAACAUGAUGUUUUUCUCCCUCAUUCUUUACCUUAUGUCCUCAUAGGGUUGCAAAAUGUCCGAUAUCUUUUCCAAAAUUCCCUGGUUUACCAGAAAUCCUGGUUGAAAGAUUCCUGGAAUAAGCAGGAAAUACGGGAAUCGUUGAACCAGGAUUUCUGGAAAACCAAGGCAUUUAGGGAAAGUUACUGUAAAUGUGAAACUCUAUGUCCUCAUAACCUGGAGUUUCUCAGCAAACGUCCUCUCUCACCUUCAUCACUGCUCUGUAUAGAGCCUCUGAUACACUCGGUUAUAUGGAAAGUUUACUACAACAACAGUCCUCUGAGAGCAGAGGAGGACCAUGGGAAAUGAGGGUUAAUCCACUUGCAAUAAAUGGUUGAUGAAUACUACCUGUUUUCUACAAAAAAUAAAUCCCACAUUCCGUACCCCUGACUUCCUUCCGUCACCUACUGGAUAGUGAUACAGCACCAUUGAAGGGAAAAAGGGGCACAAUCUUUGGUUAAAGAGCCAUGAUAUUGACAUUGAUAUGUCUGUGUCACAAUAGUACAGACUGUGAAGGACUUGACACAAGGUGCUUGGAAUGUGGAUGGCAAAUCGAAAGAACUCUGUAUUCUCUUGCAGGCCCAUGAGUGCCCCAUACUGUCUGGUUGCUGGAAGAAGAUGAAGAUAACCACUUUUUAAUGGCACAGUUGGUCAAGGCUACAGCCAAGUAUUUACUUGACUAUGUGUGUGGGAGUGUUUGUAUGUAUGUGUGUGUAUGCGUGCAUGCGUGGGUGUGUGUGUAUUUAGUGUUAUUAUUUGUAUGGGAUGGUGACAAUCCCAUAGGUAGAGGGGUGAGCCAAACCCACCCUUAUUCUCCUUGUGUGGUUAAGAAUGCUCAGAGUAUUUAUUUAAAUGAUGUUAUAAUUGAAAUAAUGAUUAAUUAUUGUUAUUAUGAUUCUCUUUCCGGAAUAUCUGUGUAUAUAUUUGUUAAUAUAACACAGACCAACCAAGGAAAACCAAGCAAACUGCAGACUGACGUUCAUGUACAGUGUGGAUGGGAGGAUGACUUCGAUCUAUCUCAACCUGUGACGUUCUGGGAUACGUGAUGAAAGAGUGAUGUGUUGUUGACUGUUGAGGUGUGAUGAUGAAUGAUUUAAUGAACAACAAAAUAAAAGAGGAAGAGAGAUG